AGGUUCAAUUAGUACACCUGAGGAAGUACCUGUUGAAACAGAUUACUUGUCUAGUGUGGAUCCAAUGCUUGGUAACCUUGACCUUGUGAAGGCAUCAGAGGAAAAAGAAAUUGUAGAGAGUAUAAGCUUCCGUAAAAUCAGUGGAGAGGAACCACAGACUGUUAGACAGGAAAUACUUCUACGAAAUACGCCAGACAAAGUUGAUGAGGAUACAGAACCAAAGGUGGAAGAGUUAAAUGAACCUGAGAUGGAGGAAUCCAAUGAACCUGAGAUGGAGGAAUCCAAUGAACCUAGGAUUGAAGAAUCGAAUGAACCUACAAUGGACCAUUCCAAUGCACCUAAGAUAGAAGAAUCGAAUGAACCAACAAUGGAACAUUUCAAUGAACCUACAAUGGUAGAAUCCAAUGAAUCUACAAUGGUAGAAUCCAAUGAACCAACAAUGGUAGAAUCCAAUGAACCCAAGUUGGUAAAACCCAAUGAACCUAAGAUUGAAGAAUCGAAAGAACCUACAAUGGACCAUUGCAAUGAACCUAAAAUUGAAGAAUUGAAUGAAACUACAAUGGACGAACCAAAUGAACCUAAAAUGGAACAAUCCAAUGAACCUAAGAUGGAGGAAUCCGAUGAACUUAAGAUUGAAAUAUCAAUUGAACAAACAAAGGACCAUUUCAAAGAACCUAAGAUGGAAGAAUUCAAUGAACCCGAGUUGGUAGAAUCCAAUGAACCUAAGAUGGAUGAACCAAAUGAACCUAAGAUGGAAGAAUUCAAUGAACCUAAGAUAGAAGAACCAAAUGAACCUAAGAUGGAAGAAUCCAAUGAACCAGAGAUUGAAGAAUCCAAUGAACCUAAGAUGGAGGAAUCCAAUGAACCAGAGAUGGUAGAAUCCAAUGAACCUAAGAUGGAGGAAUCCAAUGAACCAGAAAUGGUAGAAUCCAAUGAACCAGAGAUGUUAGAAUCCAAUGAACCUGAGAUGGACCAUUCAAAUGAACUCAAGAUGGAACAAUCCAAGGAACCUGAGGUGGAAAAAUCCAAUGAACAUAAGAUAGAAGAUUUCAAUGAACCAAAUAUGGUAGAAUCAAAUGAACCAGAGAUGGAAGAACCCAGUGAACAUAAGAUGGUAGAAUCCAAUGAACCUGAGAUGGAUGAACCCAAUGGUGCUAUUGAUGAAUAUGCUGCAGAGCUUAUCCAACAUGUCAUAUCUGGUGCUAUAGCAACUGUUACUACGGCAACUACUACUGUAACCAAGGAUAUUGUUUCAGACUGUAGUAGUGAUAUAACUGAAGAAAGUGGAGUCACUUGGUCAAGAGAGACCAGUUUUGAUACUGUGUCUUCUAUUCCUAGUAAAGACGGACAAACUGUCAUUUGGUCUAAUCAAGGAAGUUUAGAUACUCCUCGGUCAAGUAUUGAUAAAAAUUCUGGUGCUGCAAGCUUGGAAUCAGAUGAGUUGUUACUUCUUGCUCAGUCAGCAAAAAAUGGUCAGAUGUCAUCUUUUGAAACGCAAGAAUCAAAUGAUUACCUAUCUUCCACCAGUAGUUCAAAAUUGUCAAGUGAUUCAAAAGUUGAAAGUUCAGAAAAAAUUGAGGAAAAUUUUGCAAGGGAUUUAAAAAUGGAUGUACGCAAUGAAAAGGAAUUGGUUCAAAGUUCAUUCAAUAACCAAUCAGAAACACUGCUUGAUUUUUCUGCUGGUUCCAACUUAGAUCAACAUGACAGAAACCAGAUAAAUAAUCAAACUAUUUUAGAUUUUGAAGGAAGUGAAUUGAUUCAAGCUGAAUCUUUAAAAUCAGAAAAUGGUAUAAAUGAGCAAAGUGAUAUUCAAGAUAAAUCUCCUAUUGAAGAGGGUAACAUAGAUAAAAUGGAGUCUGUCGAUAUAUCAUCUGAAAAUGAGGCUGAAAAUUUGUCACCUUUGAAAUCAGAUAAUGCAUUUGAUGAACUAAGCAGUACUUUCGAUGAACCUACUAUUGGAACAGAAAACUUGGAUAAAAUGGAGUCUGUUGAAAUGUCAACUGAAAAUUUGUCACCCUUAAAAAAAGAAAAUGCUUUAAGUGAGCUUAGUGAUAUUUUGGAUAAACCUGCAAUUGGAAUAGAAAACAUAGAUAAAAUGGAGUCAGUUGAAAUAUCAUCUGAAAAUGAGGCUGAAAAUUUGUCACUUUUGAAAUCGGACAAUGGAUUUGAUGAACUGAGUAAUAUUUUCGAUAAACCUGCUAUUGGAAUGGAAAACAAAGAUAAAAUGGAGUCUGCUGAAAUAUUAUCUGAAAAGAAAUCGGACAAUGGAUUUGAAGAACUUAGUAAUAUUUUCAAUAAACCUGCUGUUGGAAUAGAAAACUUAGAUAAAAUGGAGUCUGUUGAAAUAUCAUCUGAAAAUGAAGCUGAAAAUUCGUCAUCUUUGAAAUCGGACAAUGGCUUUGAUGAACUUAGUAAUAUUUUCGAUAAACCUGCUGUUGGAAUAGAAAACUUAGAUAAAAUGGAGUCUGUUGAAAUGUCAUCUGAAAAUGAGGCUGAAAAUUUGUUACCUAUGAUAUCAGACAAUGCAUUUGAUGAACUAAGUAGUACUUUCGAUCAACCUACUAUUGGAACAGAAAAGUUGGAUAAAAUGGAGUCUGUUGAUUAUAUAUCAUCUGAAAAUGAGGCUGAAAACUCAUCCCCUAUGAAACCGGACAAUGGAUUUGAUGAACUCAGUAAUAUUUUCGAUAAACCUGCAAUUGGAAUAGAAAAAACAGAUAAAAUGGAGUCUGUUGAAAAAUCAUCUGAAAUCGAGGCUGAAAAUUUGUCACCUUUAAAAACAGACAAUGCAUUUGAUGAGCUUAGUAAUAUUUUCGAUAAACCUGCUGUUGGAAUAGAAAACUUGGAUAAAGUGGAGUCUGUUGAAAUGUCAUCUGAAAAUUUGUCACCCUUAAAAACAGAAAAUGCUGUAAGUGAGCUUAGUAAUAUUUCUGAUAAACCUGCAAUUGGAAUAGAAAACUUGGAUAAAAAGAAGUCAGUUAUCAUAUCAUCUGAAAAUGAGGCUGAAAAUUUGUCACCUUUGAAAUCUGACAAUGCAUUUGAUGAACUAAGUAAUAUUUUCAAUAAACCUGCUAUUGGAAUGGAAAACAAAGAUAAAAUGGAGUCUGCUGAUAUAUCAUCUGAAAAUGAGGCUGACAAUAUAUCAUCUUUUAAAUAUAGGGAAGCUUUUAAUGAACUAAGUGAUAUUACAGAUAGUAACAAUUCAGAUAAACCUGUUUUUGGAGAAGGUAGCAUAGAUAAAAUGGAGUCUGUGGAUUAUAUAUCAUCUGAGAAUGAGGCUGAGAAUAAGUCACCUUUGAAAUCAGAUAAUGCAUUUGAUGAGCUAAGUGAUAUUUUCAAUAAACCUGCUGUUGGAAUAGAAAACACAGAUAAAACAGAGUCAGUUGAAAUAUCAUCUGAAAGUGGGGCUGAAAACUUGUCACUUUUAAAAUCAGAAAAUGAGGCUGAAAAUAUUUUACCUUUAAAAUCCGAAGAUGCUCUAAAUGAGCAAAGUAAUAUUUCAGAUAAAACACCUAUUGGAAUAGAAAACACACAUAAAAUGGAGUCUGUUGAUAUAUCAUCUGAAAAUGAGGCUGAAAAUUUGUUCCCUUUGAAAUCAGACAAUGCAUUUGAUGAGCUGAGUGAUAUUUUCCCUAAACCUGCUAUUGGAAUAGAAAACAUAGAGUCUGUUGAUAUAUCAUCUGAAAAUGAGGCUGAAAAUUUGUCAACCUUAAAAACAGAAAAUGAGGCUGAAAAUUUAUUACCUGUAAGAUCAGACGAGGAUUUUAAUGAACUAAAUAAUAUUUCAGAUAAAACCAAUGAUGGAAUGGAAAACACAGAUAAAAUGGAGUCUUUUAAUUCUAUAUCAUCAGAAAAUGAGGCUGGAAAUUUGUCGCCUUUAAAAUCAGAAAAUGUUGAUUUUCUGGAACAAUCCCAAGAUUCUGUGCCUUAUAGCGAUAGAAAAAAGGAAUCACUGGAUUACAUAUCAUCAGAGGGAGAGACUGAUAAUUACGGGAAGUUACAGAAUGAGGCAGAGACCUCUACACCAGACGCUCGAUCAACUUAUCAUAAGGCUGAAACUUUGGAUUAUAUAUCAAGUGAGGGGGAGGGCAACGAUACUGAAUUUGUCCAAACCCUCCAAGGAAUGUAUAGUAGUCAAUCUUCAGAGCAGACGUCAACUACAACAGAGGGUAGCUAUCAGGUGCUAUCACCUGACCAACAGAUAAAAGACAUCAAAGAGGAGAUAACUGAUUUGAUAAAUUCAGAAAUCAAAGGGGAGGUUACUCAUAUGAUUUCUGAUAUAAAAAUGGAGCUUAGUGGUUUGAACCCUGAUGUUUUUGAAACGAAAGAAAAAGAAAAUAUUGAAUUUUAUGCUGAAGUAACUGAAAUUGAUGAAAAUGAAACUGAUUUGAAUAAACAUAAAGAAGAAUUUAUUAGCGGGGAAAAUUUACCAGAAGGAGUCGCUGAACAUAAUGAAUUAAAGGGUGAUAAUUUGGAUUCUAAUAUUUCAUCAAACGAACUUGUUGUUGAGGUAACUGAAACUGAUGAUGAAAUUAAAACUGAUUUUAAUAAACAAGAUGAAGAAUUUAUGAGCAACAAAGAAUUACCAGGAGGAGUAGAUGAACAUUUGAACAAUGUUGAACUGAAGGGAGAUAAUUAUGAUUUUUCAAACUUUGCAUCAAAUGAACUUGUUGUUCAAGGAAAUGAAAUUGAUUUAAAUAAACAAGAUGAAGAAGAUAUGAGCAAUGAAAGUUUAUUAGGUGCAGAAGCUGAAGAUCAGAUUCAAGCACAUGAUGAAUUAAAGGGGAAUAGUUUAGAAUUUUCAAAUGAUUCUUCAAAUGAACUUGUUUAUGAAGGAAAUAAAAUUGAUGUAAAUGAAACUAAAACUGAUUCGAAUAAACAAAAUGAAGAUUCAGAAGUUAUAAGCAAUGAAAAUUUACUCGAUGGAGCCGCUGAAGGUUUAAAUGAAGAACAUGUAGAAUUAAAUGGAGACAAUUUAGAAUUUACAAACAAUUCUUUAAAUGAACUUGUUCAUGAAGGAGUUGAAAUUGAUGAAAAUGAAACUGAACCUAAUUUGAUUAAUCAAGAUUCAGAAGUUACAAGUAAUGAAAAUUUACUGGGUGCAGAAGUUGAUGUUUUUGAAAAAGAUCAUGGUGAAAUAAAGGGAGAUAAUUUAGAAUUUACAAAUAAUUCAUCAAAUGAACUUGUUUAUAAAGGAAAUAAAAUUGAUGAAAAUGAAACUGAACCUGAUUUGAAUAAUCAAGAUUCAGAAGCUAUAAGCAAUGAAAAUUUACUGGGUGCAGAAGUGGAUGUUUUUAAUAAAGAACAUGGUGAAAUAAAGGGAGAUAAUUUAGAAUUUACAAAUUAUUCAUCAAAUGAACUUGUUGGUACUGAAAAUGAUAAUCACAAUGCUGAGGUCAUGAGCAACGCAAAUAUACUAGGUGCAGUAGUGGAAGAUAAUGAUAAGCAAGUAAAUGGCGAAUUACAGGGAGAUAAUUUGGAAUUUUCAAUUAAUUCAUCAUAUGAACUUGUUUGUGAACACAAUAAAAUUAGUGAAAAUAUAACUGAUUUAAAUAAACAUGAUGGAAUUAGCAAAGAAAAGUUAUUAGGUACAGUGGCUGAAGGUUCUAAUGAAGUGCAUGGUGAAUUAAAGGGAGAUAAUUUAGAAUUUUCAAACAAUUCAUUGAAUGAACUUGUGGGUGAUGGAAAUGAGAUUAGUGAAAAUGAAACUGAAACUGACUUGAAUACACUCGAUGAAGAAUUAAUUAGCAAUGGAAAUUUACUAAGUGCAGUAGCUGAAGAUGUUAAUGAAGUGCAUGGUGAAUUAAAGGGAAGUAAUUUAGAAUUCACGAACAAUUCAUUAAAUGAAUUUGUUGAUGAAGGAAAUGAAUUUGAUGAAACUGAAACUGAUUUAAAUAAAGAAGAUGAAGAGUUUAUUAGCAAUGAAAAUUUACAAGGUGCUGAAACUGAAGGUUUUAAAAUAGAACAUGAUGAAUUAAAGGGAGAUAAUUCAGAAAAAUCAAACUCUUCUUCAAACAAUUCACAUACUAUAAUAUCAGAGACAUGUGUGAUUGAUGAAAAUGGAAUUAAUUCAAAUGAAAAUGGUGCUAUUGAUUCAAUAAAAAGAACUAAGGAAAUUUACAUGACAAGCGCUGGGCGUAUCAGCAUCGCUAGUGAUGGCGACUCAGAGAACACUAAACAGAGAUUUUCAGUAACGGAUAAUUUCAUCGAAGAAACCCACAACGAGGAGGAUUUAAAAGAAACACAAGUUGAAACUGUUGAUAAUCAAUUAAGUGUUGAGAAUGAACCUAAAACAGUCAGCAAAGAACAUGAGAACAUACCAGUAGAAACUGAGAGCAAGUCGGAGGAACCAGUUGGUACAUCAGAAAAACUUGUGAACAAGACACAAGAACCUAUUGGUACAUCAGAAGAUCUAGCUAAUGACAUACAAGAACCUAUUGGUACAUCAGAAGAUCUAGCGAAUGACAUACAAGAACCUGUCAGUAAAGUAGAAGAACCAGUGAACAAGACACAAGAACCUGUUGGUACAUCAGGAAAACCAGAGAACAAGACAAAAGAGCCUGUCAGUAAAGUAGAAGAAUCGUCAGCGAAACAACAAGAGAAAACAGAUGAAGGAACAGAAAAACCUAAAGUAGUCAAGCCAGUAAAGAAAGCUAUGGAUAUGACAGAAGAAUGGCACGAGGAUCCUAUACCUGGUAUGGGUGUCACCGCCGACAAUGAUUCAGAUUCCAGUGAUUCACGCUCCAGACACAGUAGUGGGGAUUCUGAUAGUAGUGAUAGUACAAGACCUGCAAACAGGCCAACAUCUUUACAGACAACUCGUAAAAAGAAAAAGAUAUCUGCUAACUUCAACAUUCUUAAGGAGGACUACGCUUCCCCUGAUGAUAUAGAUACUACAGAAAAUCCUGGAGAUUUAGAAUGGGAAAAUGAUACACCUGUAAGCAUUCCAAAAGAACCUAUCGCAGAAUACAGCGCUGAAGACGAGUACCAGGAUGCCAAACAUUGGCGAGGUGUAGAAAUCAAUGGGAAACAACAGAAGAUUGACCUCAAGGUCAUUGACCCAUAUAAAAAAGUUCUCACACAUGGAGGUUACUAUGGUGAUGGACUGAAUGCUAUUAUAGUAUUUUCUGGUUGUUAUUUACCUGAUAGAAGUCGUAAAGAUUAUAAUUAUGUUAUGGAUAAUUUAUUUUUAUAUGUGAUAAGUACGUUAGAAUUGUUAGUAGCAGAAGAUUAUAUGAUUGUUUAUUUCCAUGGUGCCACACCCAGGAGACAAAUGCCAAGUUUUGGUUGGCUGAAAAAAUGUUAUCAAAUGAUAGACAGAAGAUUAAAGAAAAAUUUAAAAGGUCUAUUACUAAUACAUCCUACAUUGUGGCUGAGGACAAUCGUCUUGAUGACAAAACCAUUUAUUAGCUCAAAAUUUAGUUCCAAGUUAAAGUUUGUGCGAACAUUGCACGACUUGUCCAAUAUAGUCCCUGUUGAUUAUAUAUACAUCCCAGAUCAAGUUAAAAAGUAUGACAGCCUGCUUCAGCAUCGUUCCCCUGCUCACUCUUCCUCUUCCUCUACUCCUCACACUCCUUCCUGAAUACAGCACAGGCACAGUCGUAUACAGUGUUGAAGAGCUUCUUAAGAAGAAUCCAAAUUAUCUUGAUCAAAAGGAAACUCGUGAGGAGAAGAGACAAAGAAAAGAAGAUGAGAAACAACUGAAACUGGAAGCAAAGAAAGAAAAAGCCAAGAAAAAGAAAUAACUUUUAAUUUGUAUAAUUUUUAAUAUUUUUACUUAUUUUAUUAUACAUUCUUUCGAUUAUUAUUGUGAUCUUGUUUUAAAUGAUUAUUGACAUUUUGAAUGAGAUGAAAUUUUUUAUUGGAAUAUAUCUGUUUGUAAUUUUUAACAGAUCCAUUUCAUUAAUGAAAACAAACUUUCUUGCAAGUUGGUACAAAUAUAGAGAAAGAUAUAUCAAUAUCAUACUGCUGUAGAUAUAUGAUACACCAGAAACAAAUAACUCUCAUGCAAGCGGUCAUUUUGUUCAAUUUAAAUUUCAGUCAUUUAUUUAUUUACUCUUGCCAAUGUUCAAAUGAAAUUAUCAAAUAAUGCUUGUGUUAUUUUAAAAUUAACAUAUGUGAUUCAAGCAUUGUCUUUUAAUAGAAAUUGAUUUCAACAUCCGACCAUUUUUGGAUAGCACAUGUUACAUUUGAAUGACUCCAUUAUGAGGGUGAUGAUACCCCAGCUUUUCGUACACCACAUGUUUUCAUCACACUUUUCUUAUGACCUUUUGACCCUUUCAUAUAUGGUCAACAGCUUGAGAGUGAUAAGAUUUAAAAUAUGAUUUCAUAUCUUCAGAGGUCUUUUUCUUUUUUGCUGCUGCUUCUUUUUUCUUUCAUAUGUUGAAGAACACUUGUCUCAGGAACUUAUGAAAGUAUUGUCUUCAUAUUUGGUCAGAAGCUUGGUACUUGUAAAUCCAGAAAUUAUUGUGUGCAUUUAUUAUAAUGAUUUUGUCAGUUUAGACUGAAAUGUGAUUUUAGUUUUUACAAUUGUGAGUAAAAUCCUGUUUAAUUCUUGUAAAAUAUUUCAAACUGUGAGUUUAAAUUAUUGCGUUUACAACUCUGUCGCAUUUUUCGCAAUAAUAAAUACCUCGCAAUAAUUUCUGAAUUUACAGUUAUCACCAGUUGAAAUGUGUGAGCCUUUUUAAUAUCUGUCUGUUUUCGAUACCUUGAAUUAGAAAUUAAGGUAUGAUAAUUAAGCAAGGUGUGCAACCUUUUGUUUGAAACUGAAAAAUGUAGACUACUGUUGUUGCCUUCAAAAAGAAAAGCAUUGUUUUUUUCUUUUAAUUGAUAUAUAAUUUUUAUGACGAUAUUGUUAGUUAAUGAAUUUGGGGAUGAUUUUGCAAUUGUCAUUUACCGUUUAUUUAUGAAAAUGUUUUAAAGGAUUUAAGGAAUUUCAAUCAUUUGACAGUAAAUUAAGGUUCACAUGUUCUUCCCUCUGAAUUUGCAUAUUCAGAAACUAAAGGACUAUGGGUAGUCUCAUUGUUUGUACACCAAAAUGAAAACAACGUUAACUUACAUCAUUGGUUAAAUGUAUAUUAUUUAUCACGUUUUAAACCAAUCACACGUUUUGGUGUACGCUUUUGUUAAUAUUACCCAGAAUGCAUUAGAUUCUGAAACAGUGAAGUAUAUAAAAAAAAGUGAGCAUUAUUAUCAUAUCUAAAUAAAAUGAAAGACAAAUUGCUGUAAUUAUCUCCCUUGUUUAGGCAAUUUACUGUAAUUAUCUCCCUUGUUUGACAUAUUCAGUAAGCCAAAAUAGGUUUGAUAUUUUAUGAACUAUAAAUAUAUAUUAUCUUAAUCUUUAUUAAUAUGACCAAUUUAAAUGAAAUACUUUAAAAUAAUUGUAUAUGUAAUGGCAGUACUGAUUACUAAUAAUGUUUUGCAAUUAAGAUAUUAAAUUAAUCAACUUUAAGAAAACAUGUUUCAAAAUUUCAUUGCAUAUUAGAUUAAAUAUAAUAUAAAUGUAUAUCAAGUAAAUAUAGAUUGUCUAAUAAAUUCUCCUUAUUGAAUUAUUCAGCUGUAAGAUGUCACUGAAAACAGUGAUUGAUAAAAUUACACAAUAUAUAAACUGCUUGACUCAUUGAUGGAACACUAUACAUCAAAGCCCUUGUCCAUUAGUGUGUAUUAUGUGAUUUUUGUUUAACUGACUUUAACUUAUCUUAAAGAAUAAUUGUGCUUUGUGUUUAAGUGUCUUGAAAACUAUUUUCUUGAAUAAGUGUAGCAAAUUUUUGUGAUGUUUUUUUGUUCUGAAUCACACUUAAUCUUAUUUGAAUUCAUUAUAAUUUUUUAAUUUCAAUGUUGAAACAUAUUUUUAAAAUGUAAAUCAUGUUUUUAAAUACCAGAUUGUCCAUACAGGCUUAUUCCUUGUUUGUGUGAUAUAUUGAGAUAACUACUUUAUAUUAUAUUCAUAUUUGAAAAUCAUUAUUCCAUAAGGAAUUAUUUUGCCAUAUUUUUACAAGAACCUGAAUUGUAAAGGGUUUGCCUAAACUUUUUUCAAGGAUUUCACCAUCAAAGUUGAUAUAUACUUUAUACAUACGGUUAAUAUCUAUUUUAUAACUGGCUGAGUGCAAUAGUGUUUGUUAUAAUCUUCAUAAUUUUGUUUGUUGUUACUGAAAAUAGUUUCUUUGGCAAAUCAAUGAAAUCUGUCUCAACUGAAAACUGAAAUCAUGUCCAAUCUGACCAUCUCAGUCACAGCAUGCAAUAAAAGUUAUUCAGCCAUUUAAGGGGGCUCGCGGGUCUAAAUCAACUUUUUUUUUCUAAUAUAGGAUUUUCCUAUGUUUUUCCAUGAUUAAACCUUAUCUUAUAUCUAAUGGAAAUAUAAAAUAAAAAUAUGGGGUCACCGUUCAUUUAAGCUCACAAUUUGCCUCCGAAAAAAGCAUACAUUUUUGUUAAUGUCCUUUUUUUCUGUUGAACUAAUAGGAGAAAUAUUGGUAAUAUCGAAAUAAAAAAAGAACUAAAUUACAGAAAUCGUUAACAUUUUACAAUUAUUUAGUUUAUGUACAGUUUGUUUGAAAAUAGUAAUAAAAAAUAUAGGUCACCGAUGAGUUGAAAAAGAUAUUUCAAUUUUAACGUCCAAAAAUGACAUUUUUGCACCAAAGGGAGAUAAUUUGGAGCUUUUUCAAUGAUAUGAACAUUUUAAAAGUCAUCUGUGGACAAACCAAAUCGAUUUUUCUUGGUGAUUUUUGUGCCAUAUUAUGAAGUAAUAGCUAAUUGUGUAAUAAAUAAAAUUUGUAAUGAAAAAAAAAAUAUUUAAUUUUUUUCUGAUUUUCUAUACCCGCGAGACUACUUAACCUGUGUAAAACUGAACUUCUUUGUGAUAAUAAAAAAAGCACAUAAGAAACUGUUUAUUUGCAUCAAAAUAAGAAAAUACUUACAAUUCCAAGAAAGACAACUCAUGUCAACCAAAGGGAAGUUACUUUUGAGAAACUAUUGUUUUUCAAAGGGAUAAUUAUGGACAAAAUUGAAACAAAGAAUUUAAGUCAGUACUAAACAGAAAAAUUGUUUGGCAAACAUAUUUCUAUAAAAUAUUAGGAGAUAAUGUAUCAACCCAUUUGAUUAUCGAAUUUUCUCAUGUCUUCAAUUUUUAUUUGAAAAAUUUAUCCAUACAGAGAAACCUUUGGAUUCCUCCUAUUUGACUUACACAGGGAAAGUUUGCUCACAAGAAUUUCACAUGAAUCUCACAUGAAAUUCACAUAAAAAAUUCACGUGAGAUUCACCUCAAUUGAGCUUAUACCAGAAACUCGUGUGAAAAUUUUAGGUGAAUUUCACAUGAAUUGAGAUUCACAUGAAUCUUAUGUGAAAUUUUCACAUGAAAUUCACAUGAAAUUUACGACAACAAAAAAUUAUACUUUUCAUGGUUUUGAUUAAAUUUGAAAAUUAAGAUGUUAUUUGAAAUACUCUAUUUUAAAGAUUCAUGUGAAUAUCACAUAAAAAAAAGUACUUGAUUUUCAUGCGAAAUUCACAUCAGUUUCACAUGAGAUUCACUUGAAACUCAUAAAAAAUUGAUUUCAGGUGAGUUUCAUGUAUAAUCUCGUUUGAGGUGAAAUUCAUGUGAAUUUCAUGUGAGAUUCACAUAAUUUAAAUUCACAUGAAAUUUGCCUUUAUUGUCCCAUUGAUGAAUUUUGGUUAGAAAAGUUUCCAGUUUACACAGAUUUCAUUGAAUAAUUACAAAGGAAAUUUUUUCUUUAUAGCAAACAUCUGAAACAUUGAGGAAGUGUUACAGUGAAUAUUGUUUGAUUUUAACCCAAUUAAUUACAAAAUGUAAUUUAAUCAAGAGUUAUAUAGGUGCUCUAUCAUGUAAAUUGUUAUUGAAUAUUUGUUAAAUAAAUAUCUGUUGAUUCUUA
This is a messenger RNA of Mytilus trossulus (common blue mussel), 11879 nucleotides long. RefSeq names its product microtubule-associated protein 1B-like. Gene Ontology annotation, cellular component: cytoplasm. The record is from RefSeq and is a predicted model, not a curated record. The coding region runs from base 65 to 7579 and encodes 2504 amino acids. NCBI's taxonomy places the organism in Eukaryota, Metazoa, Mollusca, Bivalvia, Mytilida, Mytilidae. The transcript is spliced from 12 exons.